AUGUCAACCUCCUCGGGCAACCACCUCCACUCGCGCCCCCUCCCUGCUCCUCCGUUGGGCUACCACCGAACCGACAAGGUGGUGUACGGCGCACAGCAUCAUUGCACAACACAAAGGGAACAUCCAAUUUCCGCUCAAAAGACUUUGACUCUCCCGUACGACGUCAGAACGUAUUUCGCCCUGUUUACCGCAACACCUCCCACUCCGAGUCCGGGGGGCCCCAGAAUUGAGAGGCACUCGUCCUCCAGUCCCACAUAUUCAGAUGAGGAUGACUCCCCCUUUAUGUCCCCUGAGAAACCCAGUGGGGAAGGGACAACCGUCCCGACUUCUAGUUUGUCAGAGGAUGCGGAUCCGGCCACAGCCGAGCUCUUCUCCAGGGGUAUGAAGAGGACCCAGUCGCGCCUCGCCACCAUCCUGCCUGCCAUCUGGAGGGAGGACGCGGAACUGCAGGCGGAUAGCGUAACCGACGCCAAGAUAUCCCCCAUGCACCUGUUUCUGACUGAGAUCUCUAGUGUGUCAGAGUCAAAUGAUGCCAAGUCCAAGGAGGGGAGGACCUCAUGGGAGGGAGAGACAGAGCGGGAGAAGAAAAGGGAUGGGGAGAGAUCAGGGAACUUCCUCCAGCCCUUGAGAGGGGGGAUGCGUCGGUCCCGGUCGCUGGCCACAGAGCUGGGCUCUGCAGAACAGACGUUGGGGCCAGACAGAAACACACAGAUGGGGACAGAGGUGGAGAGGGUGAGGAAAGGCUCCAUCCAGAGAGAUCUAUUCCUCACUGAGAUCUCAAACACAGGAAGGAUGGAUGCAGGCAUGGAGAGAGAUCCGGUGAAGUUCCUCCACCCUCCUGGCUCCCGAUCGCGUCCCUACACCUACACCUGCGCCCCCGGCCUCCCGUCCUACGCUGAGGCAGAGGAGGCAUACUCCAGGGGCAUGAGGAGAUCCCGAUCCCUCCUCUCCGAAAUCACAGUGGAGAGGCAGGAGUCGGAGUCACAGGAGACGGAUAAGGAGACAGAGAAGGGACAGAUGACCAGAGAGGAGUUCCUGAAGGAGAUCCAAUCAGCAGAGACCUUUUUGACAGAGAUCAUAUCCAGACAAAACGCGACCACCUCCAACAAGCAUUGCGAGGACUUGUCUCAGUCACCCACUCCAAUGUCACCAGAAUACGAGUCAAUAUGCAUAGAUCCUGACUCCUCUCAGACCAUCCGUUUCCAAUCAGAGAGUUCCAUACGUACAUCAAACAGAGGCAAAGACGAUGUAGCACCGGAGGCCAUUUAUGCCCAAGUGACUAAACGGGCAAAAAAGAGUGAGAUAAAGGUCACUAUACGGCCUGAGAUCCCAGUGCUGCAAAUAGGAUCAAAUAAACAGUUUGUCAAACAGGAAGAGGAACGUCCCACACACACGACCUGCCUCAAGGACUCACCCAGCUCACUCACAGAUCCCACCGCUGACACCAACUCUCACCCAGACUCUCAGCCCCAGCCUGGUGACUUUGUGUUCUCAGCGAUAAUGCCAAAAAAUGGCCUCCUCCUUUACCAAACAUUCCCCAGUACAAAAACAGAGGAGGACGUUUCAGAAGGUCCAGCCUUACCUGUAAGAGAAACGCAGAGAGUCAGUGAAAGGGUCGAGCUCUCAAGACAAGCUCAAGUUCAGUCUUUAUCUCAAGACAGUGUUACUGGAGGAGUGGAAGAGUCUGAAAAGAAACCCUGUGAUGAUGAGUCACCUAUUUAUGUAGAUGAGAAAGAGAGCAGGGGUCAGAAUAAUGUUGGGGAAAGGAGUUGUGAGAGAAUGAAAGGUGAUGCUGAGGUCAGAGAUACAGGGCAAGGAUGUCAGAAGCAGGAAGUUGUUGAUGACAUUUUACAUGACUUAACAACAGAGACAUCAGAAACAGAUAGAGCAUGUCAAAUUGAAUCUAAAGAUCACAAGGAAGAAGGGUCAGAGAGUUCAAAAGGUUGUGAGAGUCAAAUGAAGAACAACACAUCACAUUGUUCUACUGCUCAGUCACAUGACCCAAAUGUUGAAAGCUAUUUACAAAUCAACAAACAGAAUUCACAGAUCAACCAAGAAGGAAGGUCAGACCCAAGUCAAAAGAGCCCUGCAGCUGUUCCCACCACCCCAGACUGGGACCCAUCCUCUGACCUCUCUCUCUCCACCAUGACCCCCUCAGACUCAUUCAUUUCAUCUUUGACCCCCAGUUCAGCCGACUGUCUGACCCCAGGUGACCCGUGUGUUGGAGGUGAAGGACCAGGUGGUUGGAGGCUGCUGGGGACAGAAACCCCCCACAGAGACUCAGCCUACUUCUCUGACAGUGACUGGGAAGGGGAGGGGCUUAGCAGGAAGAACAGUGAUGGACUGAGCGUGACCAGACCCGGCAGUGGACGAGGCGGAGAGAGGGGGACGCUGACAGGAAUAGAAGAGAAGACAGAAUUAGAGGAUGAGGGAGAAACCGGGGGAAAGAGUCCCUUGAAGAGGAUUUCAUAUAAGGGAAUUGACAUUGAGAGGGAAAAGGAGACAGUUCUUGAACAGAAUGCUCAUGUGCAGGAUAUCUCUCAAAACAGUGAUGAUGGAUAUAAAGACAUGUCGAGUAUUCAGGAGAGCUAUCUCAGUCUGAAAGAAGUAGAACAUAAAACAGGGUUAGAAUCAGAACAGAGAGAAGACUCUGGAAUGUUCCACAAUGAGAGUGGAGAGUCAGAUGAAAAGGGACUAGUCCAUCCGGGACUCCUGUCUGAUAACUCACAGACCAAGGAGAACAAUGAGUUUAUAGCUAAGCUGUUCUCUAACUUAGAUGAUGCACCUCUCAAAGGGUUCUCUUACAAUGAUGGAACUCAAAUUUGUAAUCAUUACACAGAAGGUGUGAUUUCUCAUGUGGAGUCGAAUGAUUUUAGAUUCCAUGACUCCACAGAUAAAGACUUGACAUUGCCUUCUAAUAGUACCACUAAGACAGACUGUUUGAAAAUAAUAUCUGCCAUUCAGACAAAGGAUAACAAACUUGAGAAUGAAGAACUCCCAGGUAUUGAAGAUAGAGAAAAUGAUAAUUCCAUGAAAGACACUACGGAUCCAGUGACGGUGUUACAUGGCGACCAUGAUAACAGAGAAUCCAGGCUAUCUAGGUUCUACGGUAUUCAAACCAGCGAGGUCAAACUCAGUGACGAUAUUCCAGUAGUACUGGAUCCCAACGAUGGAGAGAGCACCAAUGACGAAGAGAGAAAACUGGCCUCUUCUUUCUGGGCCGAGGGGGUCACUGAGGUGUCUGAAAGAGAAGACGGACAAGAUCUGGAGAUUCAACACACCGACGCCAAUGAGCUUGGCCUGAGAAACUUGUGUUACUCAGAGGAAAGCGAAGACGAGAGAGCCAAGGCCAAAUCAGAGACAGAGAAACAGCUUGCUGCUGGAGAGCUGUGUAACGCCAUGAAGGAGAAAUCUCCUCAGAGAGGACCAGUGACGGGGAGCCAGAGUGGGUCUUUGAGCAGGGAUGGAUCUGCUGAGACUGUGGACAGGGAGUCAUCUAAGGAUCUGGAGAUGAAGGCUAAAGAGCUGUGGAACACUCUGGAGGAGGGGGAGGGGAGAGGGGGAGGAGUGGUGAGGGGCGAGUUCGACUGUCACCGUUUCCAGCAGGGAGACCUGCACCUGUGGCCAUCGGAGAACGACCAGUGGGCCUCGCCGGAGAACAGAAGCCAGGAAGCUGAACUCGGAUUGGAAUUCUUCUCAGCGUUCGGAAAGACCUGGGAGGAGAGGGAGCAGCUGGUGGUAGGCCGGGAAUUCUGGGAGGCUGAGGAGAACGAUGAACUGGCGGGGAGUGAGCCUCAUCCAGCCGUCCUCCAAGAUAACGAAGAUACUUCUAAUGACGAGAGGCAGGGACGGGUAGCCUACCUGGAAAUAAAGGGAGAGUUGUCCCAGAAACAGGCUCCCUCCAGUAGCAUUGACAGUCAGCUAUCCCAGGCACUGGAUGUACAUCGAGAGGAAAAUAUAGAAAAUCCAGAUAGGUUUGACGAUAAUGAUGUUGAAGGUGAUCAAAAUGUUGAAGGUGUUCAGCUAGUGGUUGAGGUGGAAAACCGAGAAAUCCCAGAGCAUGAGACCAAUGCAAGAGGGAGGGAGGAGUUCAGGUCACUCACUGAGAUGGGUGGAGACAGUGAGGGUCAAACUGCAUCUCUUCUAAACAAUUUGGAUGGAAACAUUGCUCAAGAUGAGGGAAAUCAGAACUUCAACAGGUUGAAUCAUCUCAGUGAAGUCCAAAUGGAAGAAGGGGCAAUGGCAGAAAAUACCAUAGAAAAAGAACAGGACUUUGAAUUAGACAACCAUCUUGCUCCCACAGUAAAGAGUAUAUAUAUGGGUGUAUCUAUCUGCCUCACUGGAGUACCACAGGUAGAUUUGUCAGGAUUACAUCAUAUUGAGCCAAGCAUACACAUUGAAGAAGCUGACUCUACUCGCCAGCUUGUGGGGGAGGACAGAGAAGGGGGAGUAGACAUUGUAACCACAGGUGAGGAUUUGAGAGACAUAUCUCUUCUAUGUGACCCGGUGUCUUAUCCCAAUGAUAAUGACUUGGAGGAUAUAGCCUCUUGUACAGAUCCGUCUGGUUCACAUGGAGACAACUUUCAGUUCAGUUCUGUAGACUUUCCCAGCCCUCCUCCUAGCAUAGAUCUUGAUAUGCAAGAAGACAGGCUGCAGAGUUUAGAUGAUUCUUUUCCUAGUCCCCCACCUUCUGUCAUAGAAAUAGACGACGAUCAGGGUCUUAUAAACCUUGAUUAUUUGGGCUCAGAUUUCAUUACCAGUGCUGAGAGAGACCCAACAAUGCCCCCCACUCCUCACACUGAUAUCCCAGAGCCGCCCCCCUUACCACCCGCCACAACCCACAGCAGAGGGAUCUCUGCAAACCUCGACCUUUCACCUGUACAUCCAACACUUCCAUUAUUCUCAGGUGAAAGCCAGAACCAGAGCCGCCUCACAUCAAACAUGUCCGAGGAUGACAGAAAUAACCUGUCCCAGAAAAACACAACCACCACUUCCACCACACUUACGUCAUUGCCCCAGAGUAACUUCAACACCAUCCCAGAGCUGUUGAUCUCUGAGUGGAAGGAUUUGGACGAGGAGCCUCUGGAAGACUUUGAGAAACUGGAGCAGCUGUGUUGCAUAUCUGGGGAUGAGGAGGACACCAUGGGUGACCUCUUCCUGGGGAAUCUGGAGCUGUUGGAGUCUAUGAAGAAGACGCCUGAGCAGAAAGCUAAGGGUUCUGGAGAGAGCGAUAAGGGUGAAGCGACCUGUGGAACCUCCAUGCCUGAGGGGAAGAGGAGAGUGGAACUGAAAGAGGAAGUUGAUGGAAUCUCUGAGAGUGCUGACUGGCUGGCCAGGUCGGUUCCAUCGGCGGUCCAGGACAUCCCAACUGGGGCUAAACUUUCACCUCAGGAGGAGAGGCGUGAACUACAGUUCCCAUCAGCUCUUUCACAAUGUCAUUCUCCUGACUCCAAGGACCAGAGGUCAAUUUCCAAGAUGCCCACUAAAAAUGGCCUAAUGAUGCAGGUGUGUGAGGAGAGACUGCAGUUCUCUCUCUGUGAGAAUGUUAAAACAAACGUCCUCCGGGGGGCGACAGUGAGCGACAGCGUCAUUCUCCGCCCAUGGGGAGACCAGCCCUUAGAUGGGGGAGGAGACACAGUCAGUGUGAAGGAUGUAGGAAGCGAAGAGGAGCCGGACACCGAACCCAAUUCUGAACCCCAGAGUGAGUCUGAUGCGACUGACAGUGAACCACUGACUGUGAUCCAGCAGCCAGAAGUUACACCCCCUCAGCCUGUGGCAAACCAAGCAAUGAAAGCCAAACUGGCUCGCCUGUCCCUCUCCCUCUCCCUCCCUCCUCUCCCUCUUGCUCUCCCUCUCUCCUCCAGUCCCAAGGGAGGGUUCAGGGAGGGCGGGCUACACAGAGACAGGAGUGGGAGACGGAGGGGUGCGUCCCCAGGAAGUGACCCCGAUGAGGAUGAGGAAGAAGAGCAGGAAGACGAAGGCUCCAGGAGGGUGAUUGUUGUCACUGAAACAGACGUUGGCAAAAGGGUCGGGCUCAGGAGUCUGCUGAAGUCGCCAAGGGAACCGGUAGACAAAGAGAAAGACAGAGGGAAAAACGUGUCCUUUUUUGAUGAUGUCACUGUCUAUCUCUUUGAUCAGGAAACUCCAACCAGUGAGCUGAGUAGUUCCACCUGCACCAGUCCAGCUCCAGCUCCUAACAAAAGCACUAAAUUUGAUUUACAUGGAGCAAACAGCAAAGGCAAAGACUCCAAAAGAAAAGGGGACUUGUCAGUCAAACCGAGGUCGCCCGUGGGGGCCAACCCAGUGACAUCCUCGCGUUUUACCGUCAGCCCAGCCGAUGACCCCCACUUGGUGUGAGGCAGGGUUCCGGAAUCCUCUGAGUUGUUCUGUAACCCUCAGAACAGGAACCUUCUGAGAGUGGCCAGUGGAUUCCCCUCCAACCAUAACCAUUUUCAGAGGCUAUUUUUUUAUCGAUCAGGCAACGGAAAGAAAAGACCCCCGUUCUAAAAGCUGGACACAUUCCAGGUUUAACCAGCUACCAGUCCUUGUACGAGAAAGGUUGUUGAUAUAAUAACUCCUCCCUUUGCCACUGAAUCCUAGGGUCGAUUUAUAGACACUGGCUGGAAGUGGUUGAUGGCAAAGGCAGUUUGUCCUAGGCGAAGAACAGUCUGGAGCUUUGUCAAAUCUGAAACGGAUUGACGGCUAUGCAAUGGGAGUCAUUGUGUACCAGCUUACCUUCUCUUUACCUGCUUCUUUCGGUUGUCUUUACCCAGUAUGUACUGGGGAUGCACUUUCUUUUAGUCAUGUAUCUGUCUAUGUGGAAGCUUGGAUUGAAAUCUUAACUUUGUAAAAACGAUUUUCAUUGCAGUCAGUCAUACUUGUAGGCAGCAGUUGGGGCCAGAAAACAAUCUUAACUCCUGUAUUUGAGAGUACUCAUUCAACAUUUGUGUACAAAGAUAGUGAUACAAGUGUAUACAAUAUAAUUUUAGAGCUGUUUAAUUUAGAUGUAUUCUUAGACUGCACGAAAAGAUGAAAACAAGCUAUGUUUCUAUAUACUUUUAUUCUAAAAGUCUAUGUCUAGCUAUUAUUUAUUUAAUGUAUUCAUUAUUUAUUUAAACAUUAUUUCCAUGCUUUGUAAAUAUUGUUUAUUUAUUUUGGUGCAAUUAAUUUAUCUCUCAGAAUUGUUUGGGACAAAAUGCAUCUAAGUAAUAGCUUCUUGAUUGAAUUAUUCUUCAUAACAAAUAAAGCAAGAUAUUUUCCCCAACCCCCAAAAUUAUUUAGUAUAAUUUCAUUUCUUUAUAACUGCCAUCCUGUGCUUAACUUAUGUCCUCAACUUGUAGGGUUUCCCAAACUGGGUCCUGGGGCCCCCACGGGUGCAUGUUUUAGUUUUGUCCCAGCACUACACAGCUGAUUCGAAUAACCAACUCAUCAUCAAGCUUUGAUGAUUUUAAUCAUCUGUGUAGUGCUGGGAAAAGGGGGGGCAGGACUGAGUUCGGAAAACCCUGCUCUAAUAUAUAUAUAACAUGUUUAAUUAUUUUCUAAUAUGAUUCAAUGUAUAGUUGUCUUGUCAUAAUUUGACUUUGUUUGAGGACAAUGAUAGCAUGAUAAUACGGAAGCUUCUCAUCGGUAAAUAUCUCCAAAGGUUCAUGUAUUUGUUGAUUUACAUUCAUUUUCUACUAAUAGCAACCCAUCAUGCAGUCAAGCUCCAACUAGUCCUUUUGUUUAGUCUGUUUCAAUCUGUUUAAAACCUGUAUUGUUUAAAGAAUGGCUUUCAUGGGAUGCUGUAUGAAACCAGGGGAAAUGAAAACAACAUCAAAACUGUGAAACAUUUAUUGAACUGUUUGAUGAAAAUAAAUUGUACUGUCUUAUA
Oncorhynchus gorbuscha (pink salmon) is the source of this 7870-nucleotide messenger RNA. RefSeq lists its product as uncharacterized. The transcript is spliced from 7 exons. The coding region runs from base 1 to 6357 and encodes 2118 amino acids. Lineage: Eukaryota; Metazoa; Chordata; Actinopteri; Salmoniformes; Salmonidae. Gene Ontology annotation, molecular function: protein kinase activity. The record is from RefSeq and is a predicted model, not a curated record. Gene Ontology annotation, biological process: protein phosphorylation.